Messenger RNA from Aphanomyces astaci, 1640 nucleotides. RefSeq lists its product as hypothetical. Bases 88 to 1557 code for a protein of 489 amino acids. The record is from RefSeq and is a predicted model, not a curated record. NCBI's taxonomy places the organism in Eukaryota, Oomycota, Saprolegniomycetes, Saprolegniales, Verrucalvaceae. The transcript is spliced from 2 exons.
AAUAAGUGUCGCGUAGAGGCAGGUUUGCAGUUCCUCAUCUGCGUCGAGGACAUUGCGCAGAGGCGCCGUCGUAUUGUACACAUCACCAUGACGACCAUCUUCUUCCACUCGCUGCGCAUACCGCCGACGCCUCCAACGCAGACCUACCAAUCUUCGAUCGGGGAUCCACGGGCGGAAAGUGGUUGUUGCUACAGCAUUGGCAAACAUCAACAGACGCAGCCGGCACUCCUUUCACCUACCACCUCGCGCAAUUCCAGUUUGCGAGGAUGCUCCAUAGACCGCACCAACUCCAGUGUAACUUCGCAGGACAACGCGUCGAGCGUCUCCACGUCAUCGUCCCUCGACGACGAAGACGACCUCACGGCGGCAUUCGAGAUGGAUAUUGACACCCCCGUCUCGAUGUGCAUGCGGUGGCAAGAAGCGCCAAUCCUUGCCAACCUUGCAAGGACAUCCUCGUCCUCGAGAGCUCCAAUGAGCUCGUUAGCUUCCCCUGACGCGACAGACACUGCCCCGUCCUCGCCAAGCGAGUUCAUUCACACGUAUGCCAGCGCCAACGCCAUGUCUCUCCGCGUGAACCCGAGCAGCGGUCUGCUCGGGUUUCGGCGAAACACGCGACGAGGUUCCGUCACGUCGUCACAGGAAGGCUCGUCAUUGGGCCAGACGCUUGUCGACUCGUCAUAUACGUUGCCACCGAAGAAGUCCAUUCCUCUGGCCAGCGGCAACGCCACUCCUCCGUCGAAGGGGACCACCACAGCAGCACGAUCAUUUCAAACGGUCGCGGACGUGCCGAGGACGCGGCGCCCCGCGGCCUCCUCCGCCAGCGUUCCUUUGUCACCACCAAAGCCGACCGUACCCUCCACCACAUCCACUUCAUCCAAGCUUUGCAAGAUCACCCCCCCUCCUAUUCGUUCAUCGACGACCGUCGUCCCCCCGCCGCCCAUGGCCUCAUCAUACCUCCUCGGGAACAACAACCGCGUAAACAUGACAACACACCCAGAUCGACCGCGGAACCCAGUCACAUCUAUCCUCAAGGUGGCCCCCGUUGAAGUCGCCACACCGCCGAUGCCUCCGCCGCCGACCCCCGCCGACUCGGCCGACGACGUGGACGAGAGCAUCUUCAGCUCGCUGCGCAAUGUGGACCUCGUGUCGUCGCGGGCGCCAGAGUCGGCGCGGACGCGGGAGUUCAAGCAGAAGGCCGCCGUGAACAAGAACGUCGUGGCGUUCUUAGGCGGGUACAAGGGCCAAAGCAGUACGUCCCACCGCCUCAAGGUCACGAGCGACAUCAUAUCGCGCGCCAAGAACAUCCGCAAACGCGCGGCGGAAGGCCAGCUCAGCCGCAAGUUGCAAGAGGCCCGCAUGCGCAUUCCGGACGAGUUCCAGCGAAGCAUGGACACCGACUUGCCGAGGAAAGCGCAUACGAAACGCAUUCAGUUCCCAGACGACAUGAGCAAGCUCGAAGAUAUUUAUGUGUUCGAUGCGGAAGACGACAGCAGCGACGACGACGAACAAGACAUAAUAGGACGAGCCGAGGACCAGGUUGCCGCCCUUGUCGUGUAACAUAGAUACAAUCAACUGAAGUUAGAAUCUGGAGCACAUUUACUGAGGCGUAGUCCCUACAGUAACACGCUUCUUGAUGCCCA